GAAUAAACAUUUUAAUAACUGUUUUUUAACCCGCUGCUCUAUGAACUACGUUUCCCGACGUGCAAGGCGGCAUCGCGUCGUCAGUGUGCGUCGGCGAUUGUUUUGAACCGUUGGAAGAUGCUGCGUGGAGGUUAACAAUCCAUUCAAAAUGUUUAUGCCAAGAGCCUUGAAAGUGAAGAGACCUGUCCAGGCCUCGAGUCAAGUUUUAAAUAAGAAGAGCAAAACAGAUCCGGAGGAGAGAAAAGAUGACGGGAAGGAGGAAGCAGGCGAAGACAAAGACAAAACACAAGAUGAGACAAUACAAGCAGAUGGACACUCUGCAGGUUUAACAGAGAGCUCAGUGAGUGAAGAUGGACACAAGUCUGCCUCAAGUGAUAUGGAUGAUGAUGGUGAUGGUGAUGAGGAAGAUGAGGAGGAGGAGGAACCUGUCAAAUCAUUCAAAAAGAGCCAGAGAUGGCCAGAGCCAGGAGAGCCUGUCUGUGUGAUGUGCGGCCGCUAUGGGGAGUACAUUUGCGACAGCACUGACAAUGAUGUUUGCAGCCUUGAGUGUAAAGCCAAACAUUUAGCUGAUAUGGGUAUGGGGACUGGGGCGGAUGUGUUUAACUGUAAGGACGAGCAUGGAGAUAAAAGGACCCAACCUCAACACCCUGCAGCUGCUGCCGGAGGAGCUGGUGAAAGCGUGGCAGGCUAUUCCUACAGGGAAGAUCGGUUCAUAUCAAGCCUAACAGAGGAGCAGGUCCAGCGGAUUAAACAGGAGCUGGGCAUUGAAACCCAAGGGAGCGAUGUCAGGAGACCCAUCAUUGAGUUUGAACACUGUGGCUUCCCUGCCACGCUGAGUGGCAACCUGAAAAAGGCCGGCUAUGAAGCGCCAACACCGGUCCAGAUGCAGAUGGUGCCUGUAGGUCUCACCGGCAGGGAUGUGAUUGCCAGUGCUGACACAGGCUCAGGGAAGACUGUAGCCUUCCUGCUGCCAGUGGUAGUGAGGGCACUAGAGAAGCCAACACACAGUGCAAGUAGCCCUGUGGCUCUCAUCCUGACCCCCACCAGGGAGCUGGCUAUUCAGAUAGAGAGACAGGCUAAGGAGCUGGUGAUGGGCCUCCCCAACAUGAGAACCGCACUGCUGGUGGGCGGCAUGCCGCUUCCCCCACAACUCCACCGCCUCAAAAGCAGCAUCAAAAUCAUCAUAGCUACCCCUGGGCGACUCCUAGAGAUCUUGAAGCAGAAGGCAGUGCAGCUGGACAAAGUGAAGGUUGUGGUGGUUGAUGAGGUUGACACCAUGUUGAAGAUGGGCUUCCAGCAGCAGGUGCUGGAGGUUUUGGAACAAGUAACCGAAGAACGCCAGACUCUGCUGGCAUCGGCCACCAUCCCAACUGGAACGGAGGAGCUGGCUGCCCGAUUGGUUCGCGACCCUGUCCGUAUUGCAAUUGGAGAAAAGAACCAGCCCUGUGCCAAUAUCAGGCAGAUCCUGCUAUGGGUAGAGGAACCAUCGAAGAAGAAGAAGCUUUUUGAGAUUCUCAAUGACAGUAAGCUGUACCAGCCUCCAGUGGUGGUGUUCGUAGACUGUAAACUGGGGGCUGAUCUGCUGUGUGAGGCGGUCGCCAAGGUGACAGGCCUCAAUACUGUAGCAAUCCACUCUGACAAGAGCCAGUGGGAACGCAACCGCAUCCUCAGGGGUCUUCUGGAUGGAGACUUUGAAGUGGUGAUUAGUACAGGUGUGCUCGGCAGAGGACUCGACCUCGUCAACGUCAGAUUGGUGGUUAACUUUGACAUGCCAAACACAAUGGAUGAGUAUGUCCAUCAGGUGGGCAGGGCGGGUCGGCUGGGACACAGAGGAACAGCUAUCACCUUUCUCAACAACAACAACAAGCGGCUGUUUCUGGAGGUGGUGAACAGAGUCAAACCCACCGGGUCCAUCCUGCCCCCUCAGCUCCUCAACUCACCCCACCUCCAUGAGCAGCAGAGGAAGGAAAAACAGAGAGUCAAACAGAAGCUCGAUGAUGUGCUGGUCACUAAGAACAAUCUAUUAGACAUCAUAAGGAAACACGACCGUCGCAAAAAGUAGCAGGUUCUUCUGAACGUGCCUGCGUUGCUGUCUUUUUAUUGAGGAAAUGCUAAAUGUUUCUAUAUUGUUUUAUUUAAUCAUGCAAUUUUGAUGUAUUCUGAAUAAAUUUCUUAUCAUUAA
Larimichthys crocea (large yellow croaker) is the source of this 2182-nucleotide messenger RNA. It is a transcript of the gene ddx59, whose product is annotated as DEAD (Asp-Glu-Ala-Asp) box polypeptide 59. Gene Ontology annotation, cellular component: cytosol. The transcript has 8 exons. The record is from RefSeq and is a predicted model, not a curated record. Bases 149 to 2062 code for a protein of 637 amino acids. Lineage: Eukaryota; Metazoa; Chordata; Actinopteri; Sciaenidae. Gene Ontology annotation, molecular function: nucleic acid binding; ATP binding; RNA helicase activity.